UUUAUCAUAUUGCCUAAUUAUUUUUUACUUUUCGGACUUUCGAUGUAAUCAUUCGCUUUUUUAAUAUCUACUUUAGUAAAAAGCGUAAAUAAAAGUUAUACUUUUUCAUAUUUUUUUGUGCUUUUUGCAGUUAUCCUCCAAGUGUUUAUAAACCAGCCGUUUUUAGGCAUAAUUCCGAACCUUUAUGACAUAAAUAGGGAUUCUUUUACUACUUUUAUAUUGAUUUUGUUACAUUUAUACUCUCCGUUUAAUUUCACGCUUCUUUUUUACAUUAUAGGGCAAAAAGCAGGCAAGAAAUAUGACUAUAAUUUCCAAAUGUGGAUUUAUGGAAAUGGAUAUGGAAUCAAAGAUUUUUUCUAAGAGAUGGCUUUGUAAUAAAAAAAUGUUUCUUUUAAAAUACCUAGUGGGGUAUUUGUGUUUUUUUUAUUAUUUUGCAAUUUCUGUAUAUAUAUGGGUUUAGGGAUUUAUUUUGAUGCUGUUUUGGAAGGAAAUCGUGGUAUAAAGUUGCCUUGGAAUUAUUUUAUUAAAAAUUUUUUUAUUUUUUUUAAAAAAAAAAAUGGUCAUAAAAAUAAAUCAUUACUUCUUUUAUUAUAAUAAUCAAACGAUGCAGAAAUUAAUGAUUAAAAUGAAGACAGUAUAGAAGAAAAUUAAAAAGAACAUUUAACAGUAUAAUUAGAAAGAAAUAACGUAUAUAAUACUUUAUAAUAAGAAGAAUAAGAUGUUUAAAAAAACGACAUUUUUUCAAUAAAAAUAGUCGAUUUAUGUAAAAACUUUAUCUUAAGAAAAAAUAGAUAAAUAAGAGCUUUACAAAACGUGACUUUUUAAAUAAAAAAAAACGAGAUUUUUGCACUUUUAGGUCAUAAUGGAGCUGGCAAAAGUACACUUUUAAAUAUUAUUUCAGGCUAAAUAAAAUAAACUAGUGGCAAUAUAUUUUUUGGAGAUAUGGAAAUUAUAGAAUAUAAUAAUAUAAAGGAAAUUUAAUAAAAAAUGGGUUUUUGUCCUUAGUUUGAUAUUUUGUGGGAAAAAAUCACUGCCAGGGAACAUUUGAAGAUUUUUGGGCGAAUAAAGGGAAUUCAAAAAAAUAUAUUAGAUUAGAAAAUAGAUGAAAUAUUAUCCAAAAUUAAACUAGAAAAUUUUCAAAAUGUGCAAUCAGGAAAAUUUUCAGGAGGAAUGAAAAGGCGGCUUUCCAUAGCAAUUUGUAGCCUAGGUAAUCCUCUUGUAAUUCUUUUAGAUGAACCGACUACUGGCUUAGACGUGAAUGUAAGGAAGGAUAUAUGGGAGCUUAUAUAAGAACUAAGAUAGGAUAAGUGUAUUAUUUUAUGUACUCAUUCAAUGGAAGAAGCGGAUAUUUUGAGUGAUAGAAUCGGCAUUUUAUCUAAAGGUUAGCUUAAAUGUGUAGGAAAUUCCCUUUAUUUAAAAAAUAUAUUAGGUGGAGGUUAUAAAAUGAUUAUUUAGGUAAAAUAAUAGUAGAAGGUAUAAUAAGUGGUUUAGUUUUUUUAAGAUUUUAUGGGAUUUAAGUAAUUCGAAGCGGAUAUAUUAGAGAAUAAAAUAUGCUUUAAAUUAGGAGAUUAGGAGUAGGUGAAGAAAGCUUUUUAGGUUUUUAAAGAAAAACGAAUGUUAGGUAAUAUUUGGGAGUUUGUGGAUGAUUUUGGAAUUUAAAAUGCGAGUAUUGAAGA
Molecule: messenger RNA, 1676 nt
Organism: Ichthyophthirius multifiliis
Lineage: Eukaryota; Ciliophora; Oligohymenophorea; Hymenostomatida
Exons: 1
Source: RefSeq, a predicted model, not a curated record